Messenger RNA from Lampris incognitus (smalleye Pacific opah), 1132 nucleotides. RefSeq names its product SLAM family member 8-like. Lineage: Eukaryota; Metazoa; Chordata; Actinopteri; Lampriformes; Lampridae. The transcript has 7 exons. Bases 51 to 1076 code for a protein of 341 amino acids. The record is from RefSeq and is a predicted model, not a curated record.
CAGAUAGUUCACCAGAAGAGGAAACAGAAGUCGCACGGUGCUCCACAGAAAUGGCUGGUGGUCUCAUCUCCUGUCUGCUCUGGUUCUUCAGAUACAGCCUCGUCCUGCUGCUCCUCCACGAUGUGGAGGCCAAUAAAUGCAACGAUACAAUCCAUAGAAAGGUUGGAGAAAAUGUGGAGCUCCCCUUAUGCUCAUCAAGUGAAGGGGUCAGAUAUGCAGAAUGGAGAUUCAGACAGCAGGCCAUUAUAGAGUGGUAUGAUAACAGCAGUCACAAAGUUCGAGAGUUUGAAAGAACAAUAGACAUGAACCUUGAAAAUUUGUCUUUAAUCUUGAAAAGUUUGACCCUUGAUGACUCAGGGACUUAUGAGUUUAGCUCAGAUAGACAUGGAGAGCAAAUACCCUCGACCGUCAUCACUCUGCAAGUCUACGAGGUCAUUAUGGAGCCAGUCAUAUGGCUUAACUCUACCUGGCAUGAGUCUAACAGCUCCUGCACCGUUUUCCUUGAGUGCAGCGUCCUCCAUCUCAGCAGUGUGUCCUUCAGCUGGACUGUCGGCAGUCACAGCUACACAGGCGCCAAAGUCUUCGUCUCCCUGCAGCUGCAAGACAACGAGACUGUCAUCUGCAACGCUUCCAACAGAUUCAACAAGACGUCUACAUUAAAAAUGGUGACGUGUGUAAACACCACGUCUACAGACGCCCCGCCGGGUCCACCGCUGUUGCAUGUCAUUGUGACUGGGGCAGUUGUAGUAUUGCUUUGUCUGGUCUCGGUUGUCAUCGGGACUUCCUGUUACAGGAAAUGCAAACGUACGGGCGCUGAUGAAAUUGAUCCCACCAUAUAUGCUGAUAUCACUAACAGCGUUCAGCCCGAAUGUUUCCAGGAAACAUCAAAUAACCCAACAAAUCCACCCUCAAUCUACGAAACCAUAAACGAUCAGCGCCCCCAGAUCUGCACACUCUACGAGAAGGUCUGUUUUAACCGGCGGACGGAGACCCCCACCUCCUCCUCUCCACACCUCCGCCUCCCCCCCCCCAGGACCCCGGCAGGCCUCGGAGCUUCAGACGCACUGGUCCUCUGACAGCUAGCGAGCCCAUGUUCCACCAAUCCAGCUAUGUAUAAACACUGUAAAUACUG